GGCGUCCAAGACUGUCACUUUGCUGCCGGGCGUCGUACCACACCGGUGUUGGACGCUGGAGCGCGGCUGGUCCGGCCGGUUCUUCAGGAGGUUCUGGAGACCCUAGUCGAGGGCCCAAGGAAGACGUGGGCUCAGGGCCCGCUUUGCGUACGCCGUGACCGCGGGCCGACGCCCCCCUCCAGCCUCAGUUUCUCCGGGUGUAGUGUGGGCGGCCUCGUGGAGCCUUCGGGCGGCGCCCGGAGCCACGUGCUCGUCCGUCUCCGGGCCAACCCCGGAGGCGACUCCCUGAGCGUCUGCGCCCUUGACGGACCGGGAGACCGAGACCGGGAGCCGGGGCCCCUGAGUCGGCCGCCCCAAGUACAGGUUCCGAUGGCGGAGGCGGCACAGGGCCUGAUGGUGUUUGAGGAUGUGGCCGUGUACUUCUGCGAGGAAGAGUGGGAUCUCUUGGACGCAGCCCAGAGGGCCUUGUACUGCCACGUGAUGCUGGAGAAUUUCGCACUCGUGGCCUCGCUGGGCCUCUCUGCCUCCCGACCCCGUGUAGUCAUCCAGCUCGAGCGUGGUGAGGAGCCCUGGGUUCUCAGUGGGACGGAUGUGACCCUGGCCAGGAACGCCCAGAGGAGGCCCAGCCCUAGUUCCCAGCAUCUGGCAGAGGACAGAGAUGUUUCCAGAGACCAGGCAUGGCCAAGGACCUUCCAGGAUAGGCUCCCUCCAACGCCUAGUAGUGUCCUCCCCACCACUGCAGCCAGUGCACGCGGGAGACGCCUGGAGGGUCGGCGGGGCACUAGCUCAUCUCAGGAGAGAAAACCCACGGGGGUCUCCGUGAUCUAUUGGGAAAGGCUCAUGCUAGGCCCGGACAGGGGCGAGGCCAGAGUCAGCCUGCGGCUGACCUCCCCGCUGAGAGCUCCCACGGGCAGCGCACCCCCCGAGAAAGCCCUCGUGGACUCCCCCGAGCGCGGCAAGCAGCCACGGGCCUCGGAGCGGCAGAAGCCGUUCCUGCGGGAGGCCCUUGGGAGGACCCUCCCGAGCGACCCAGACCCGGAGGCCGGUCACGCUGGCGGUGAGCGAGGGAUGCGUGCGGCUUGGCAGGCGUCUCGGAGGCUCCCUGCCGGCCAGGGGCCCCCGACCUGGGACGAGCUGGGCGAGGCCCUCCACGCGGGCCCCGGCCUCCUCCCCGCGGAAAAGACCUUCGAGUGCAGGGCGUGCAGCAAAGUGUUCGUGAAGAGCUCGGACCUGCUCAAGCACCUGCGCACGCACACCGGGGAGCGGCCGUACGAGUGCGCGCAGUGCGGCAAGGCCUUCAGCCAGACGUCGCACCUGACGCAGCACCAGCGCAUCCACAGCGGCGAGACGCCGUACGCCUGCCCGGCCUGCGGCAAGGCCUUCCGGCACAGCUCGUCGCUCGUGCGGCACCAGCGCAUCCACACGGCCGAGAAGGGCCGCGCCCUUUGCCGAGCCACACUCCGGGGAAGCCCUGUGCGUGCGCUGCAGUCCCACCUGCAGGUAGCGACCUCCUUCGGGGACGUCCCCGGGCGGCGCCCCGGGCUCAGGCCCGGCUGCCACGACGAAGCCGGCCGAGACCUGAGAGCCCGCUCCGGUAGCGACAAGAUUGGCCACUUCGGCCGCAGGUUCCUCCAGUCCCAAAAGGUCACAGUGCAGAAAGGUCAGGAGGACGGACACGGAGGCUGGGACUUCGGUGAGGCUGAGACGUGGCAGAGCCCGUGGGAGGCCGGCAGGGUGGCGCCACUUGUCCGUAUGGUGACUGGACGUUGGCCUCUUGGCCUGCACCCUGACCCCUCCUUUUCUGCAGGUUCCUCUUGGUGGCUCCAAAAAGACUUCCAGCCAACAAUGCCAUCCUCGCUGGGUCCCCCGCACCUGCCCUCCUUGGACCCCACGGCCACCAUGGAGGAAGCUGAGGCAUCUCGCCUACGCUUCCGGGAGUUCUGCUACCAGCAAGUGGCUGGUCCCCGUGAGGCCCUGACCCAGCUGCGUGAGCUGUGCCGCCAGUGGUUGCGGCCCGAGGUGCACUCCAAGGAGCAGAUGCUGGAGCUGCUGGUGCUGGAGCAGUUCCUGGGCGCGCUGCCCCCUGAGAUCCAGGCCUGGGUGCAGGGGCGGCGGCCAGGCAGCCCUGAGGAGGCUGCAGCCCUGGUCGAAGGCCUGCAGCGUGAUCCUGGGCAGCUGCUGGGCUGGAUCACAGCCCACGUCCUGAAGCAGGUGGUGCUCCCAGCAGCACAGGAGAUAGAGUCGUUGGGGAGCCCCCACUUUUCACGGAUAGUGGAGCCCCUCGGGGAAGCCUCUGGGGAGGGGCCGCACGAUGCCCGGGUGGAAGGGUCUGCCCAGCUCAGCUGCAGCGUGAAAGAGGAGCCUGAUGCUGAUGUGCACGACACGGCACCCUCCAGCCCCCGAAAUCCAGCCCAGCCCCACGAGGGGCACCUUGGACACGGGAAAGUGGACUCCAAGCCCUGCCACCCACCUAGGAUCCAGGAGGAGUGGGGGCUACUGGACCCGUCACAAAAGGAGCUGCACUGGGACGCGAUGCUGGAGAAGUACGGCGCGGGGGUGUCCCUGGCAGGGUUACCGCGCCCCCCGUCGGACCCGCAUGGUGUGUUAGAGCUGAGGGCACCGAAUGAGGGGACCAAGAGCCAAGGAAACCUCCCCCCGGGAGGUGAGAGCAAGAGCCGCCGCAAGGGUCCGCCCGGCUGCCCUGAUGCCCCGCCAUCCUGGGCGAGCCCGUCCGGGGCCACCGCCUCCGUCGCGUCCACUCCGCCGGGUGCUGCGCAGAGCAAGCCCUACAUGUGCGAGCAGUGUGGCCGUGGCUUUGACUGGAAAUCGGUGUUCGUCAUCCACCACCGGACGCACACGGGUGGGCAGGGCGCGCGGGCCCCAGUGCUGGCUGUCGGGGGCACCAAGAAACCGCCGCAGGGUCCCCGAGAGCCGGGUGCUCUGCGCCACCCCCGGCGUGUGCCCCCGGGCCCCAGGGGCUAUGCAUGUGAGGAGUGUGGGCGCAGCUUCAGCUGGAAGUCGCAGCUGGUCAUCCACCGCAAGAGCCACGCUGGCCAGCGGCGCCACUUCUGUGGCAACUGCGGCCGCGGCUUUGACUGGAAGUCCCAGCUGGUCAUCCAUAGAAAGAGCCACGGACCAGAGGCCUCUUGAGCAGCUGGAGAAGGCAGCCUCACUUUGGUGGCCUUGGUGGCCUCAGGCCUGGAUGAAACCCCUGCUCCUGGGCCUCAGUCUGGGAGGUUUGGAGGCAGCAGAGGACACAGAGUGAAUCCAAGUUUCCAGGAGGGUCCCGUCUCCCCUGCAGUCUGUCCCCAGAAGCCACCUCGGUGCAAGAAAAGAAGCUGCUCCCUUCUGCCUCCUUCUGGAGUGAGGCCUGGGUGCGAAUCCACCACUGACCGAGCUCCGAUCUCCCCGCCUGUGACGUGAUGCAGGUUGAUGACUCUCUGUACCCCUAGGACCUCUCUGGCCGCUGGUGGAUGCUCAAAAUCUGCCCCUUCUCACCCUUCCUGAAGCAGCGGGAUCCAGGGUCUCCAUGUAAAAGGUGCAGAAACCCCAGGAGAACACAGCCUGCUUGUUUGCAGGCAGAUGGAAAACUCAUGGCCUUCCACGUGUACUGUAUGUUUUUAACGAAUUCCAUUUUUCUAAAAGGGAAGUUUCUGCCUAAGAAUCCUAAUUCUUGGCUCUUGUUGGUCACAUACGCAGUUACCUUUCUUCCUGCCUGGCAGCUGAUCCACAGAGCAUCGCACCCACGAGAAGAUCCACCAGUCCUGGUCCCUGGCCUACGUUACUCCUGCGCCGCCCGCAUCACUCCCCUGGCCUCGUUGACCUUUGGCCUUUUGAAUCACA
This is a messenger RNA of Pteropus alecto (black flying fox), 3843 nucleotides long. It is a transcript of the gene ZNF446, whose product is annotated as zinc finger protein 446. NCBI's taxonomy places the organism in Eukaryota, Metazoa, Chordata, Mammalia, Chiroptera, Pteropodidae. The record is from RefSeq and is a predicted model, not a curated record. The transcript has 12 exons. Gene Ontology annotation, biological process: negative regulation of transcription by RNA polymerase II. Bases 370 to 3150 code for a protein of 926 amino acids. Gene Ontology annotation, molecular function: DNA-binding transcription repressor activity, RNA polymerase II-specific.